UUUUGCGCUGCAAAGCCAUGGAGCCCAUGUCGGCGCACCACUGCAUAUAUGACUGGUGCAGCUCUUGCAAGCGCGCUUCGCGAGGAUCUCUUUGCCAUUGAUGCGCAUCAAGAUACCUGCGUGGUUCAAACGGCGCUUCAAAGCAUUUGCAGCAGACUUCGCAGAUUCGAUGGCAUCUUCGUAUUUCUGCAGGAUCGGUUGGUAUCUUGCCUCGUUGCCAGCAAGCGAAUGGAGCGUCUGGCUGGCAUCGCGAGCUUUGUUUGCCAAAGAUUUGUGGAUUGAGCUCAACUUCUGCCACCUUCGACAUCUUCGUCUUUGCCACAUUCUCAUGGGUUUUGGUGGAACUGGCAAAAGCAGGAUUGCAAUGACGAGAGACAAUGGCAGCUACAGCGAUGCUAAGAUCUCUGGCCGUGGUUCUGUGCUGAUGCUGCUUGGGCGUAUGAGUCGGUAUGAGCUGGGAUAUUCAGUUUCUGGCUCUGCGCAAACGUCCAUUGCCGUCACGGACAGCAAGGCAGCAAAGAAAGGAGCGUUGAUCACUGGAAAGUCUCUGGUGGCUGAUCAAAUGAAUCAUCUCCUAUGUUAUCGAACUUCAGGCACCCAGUGGAACGCUGAUAGCUCUGCAUCCGUGUCGCUUCAGCAUUGCCUGGUUGGGGCACCAUCAUAUGCAUCCUUCUCCCAUUCCAUAAGUUCACAAGCCAGCCGGUGGUCCUUGGAACAUCGGUCGUUCAUCACCUCAUCGUCGAUGACAGCAAGAUCCUUCAGAAAAUCACAAGAUCAUUGCGAGGCAGGGCUUCGGCAUCGUCCUGGAAGUGAAUGUGUUGGGUCGCUGACCCAUGGCUGCGUUUCGAGAUGGUCCAUGGCGCAGUCCUGCGAGCAUACAGCAUGGAAGGACCCGCCUGCAGCUGGACCAUGGCCACUAUGAGAUCAGCCGUCAGCAGCGAAGCCAUCACUAUGGAAAAAC
Molecule: messenger RNA, 961 nt
Organism: Cladocopium goreaui
Lineage: Eukaryota; Dinophyceae; Suessiales; Symbiodiniaceae
Source: the annotation of a GenBank genome assembly